This is a messenger RNA of Rotaria socialis, 1458 nucleotides long. NCBI's taxonomy places the organism in Eukaryota, Metazoa, Rotifera, Eurotatoria, Philodinida, Philodinidae. The record is from the annotation of a GenBank genome assembly.
AUGGCAACAACAGAUGAUUCAAAUCUAUGUUCGACAUGUAAUAAACCAGCCGCUAGACGAUUUUGUGUUGGAUGUAAAAAUUAUUUUUGCUCAAAGGAUUUCAAAGAACAUGAACAAGAUUUAUCGACGAAAUUCGAUAACGAAAUAGUUCAAUCACAUGAUGAACUUUUUGAUCAAAUUCAAAAAUUAGACCAACCAAAUUAUUUAUCAUUCAAUCUUUUUGAUCAAAUUGAAGAAUGGAAAAAGACAACAAUUAGAAAAGUUGAAAAAGCAGCAGAAAAUGCUCAUCAUGAACUCACUGAACUCAUCAAUAAACAAAGAACAGUUCUAAUACAAGAACUAGAACCAAUUACAAAAGAAAUUCGUUCUCAUCGACAAGAAGAAAAUUUUGCUGAAAAUGAUAUUGAAAGACUGAAGCAGAAAUUAAAUGAAACGCAACGAAAAAUUCAACAAUUUAUUCAAGAAUGUGAAAAUAAAACCAUCAUAAUUGAUAAUGAUCAAAUUAAUUGGAGUCAAUUGAUUUAUAUUUGUAAACCACAGAACUUGAUUCCUAGGAUUCCUGUCAACGCACAAUGGUCACCACAUGGAAAGACUGUUGCCGGAAACAAUGGAGUAGGCAAUAUCGUUAAUGAACUCUGUCGGCCUUAUAGUCUCUCCGUUGCUGAUGAUGAUCAAACGAUCAUCAUUGCUGAUAGCUGGAAUAAUCGUAUCGUCCAAUGGAAGAUAGGUGACACAAAUGGACAAGUCGUAGCUGGAGGAAAAGGCCAAGGAAAUGGAUUAAAUCAAUUGUGUUGUCCGACUGAUGUAUUAAUUGACAAAGAGACUGAUAGUCUCAUUAUUAGUGAUUGGCAAAAUCGACGAGUCGUUCGAUGGUCUCGUCGUAAUGAAACUAUACAAGGUGAGAUUCUUAUCAAUAAUGUCUGUUGUAGAGGAUUAUUUAUGGAUAAUCAACGAUGUCUAUACGUCUCUGAUAAUGAGAAACAAGAAGUAAGACGAUAUAGAAUGGAAGGAGACAUGAGGAAUGGAGAUCUUGUCGCUGGUGGACAUGGAAAAGGUUCUGGUCUCAGUCAACUCAAUGCUCCACUUUUCAUCUUUGUCGAUCAACAACACGCUGUCUACGUGUCCGAUCAUCUCAAUCAUCGUGUAAUGAAAUGGAAUAAAAACGCUACAGCAGGAAUUGUCGCUGCUGGCGGUCAAGGAAAAGGUGUUGCUCUGACACAAUUGUCGCAUCCCGAAGGGCUCUUUGUUGAUGAAUUUAGUACGCUCUAUGUAGCAGAAUCGAGAAACCAUCGAGUAACUCGUUGGCCUCAAGGAGCAAUACAAGGCACUGCCAUCAUCGGUGUAGAUACUCCGAUAAAUUGGCCCGUAGGCUUGUCUUUCGACCGUCAAGGCAAUAUUUACGUCUCUGAGAGUGGUCAAAAUGGGCCUCACAGGAUCCAACGCUUUUCUAUUCAAUAA